AUGCCACAUCUAGGGCGCAGUGGUUCGGGCAUACCGAGCAUUCACGAGGUGAAAGAAUUCCUGGCCAAGUACUACAACAUCGCCAUGAAGAAGCAGGAGGACCUCCGGAUGGUCGAACGAGACGUCGGCAUGCACAAGUACCUGCUGAUGACCAUGCAGCGUGGGCUGCGAGUGACCUUUGGCCGCCAGGAAAUGAACGACCCGAGGCGACAGCUGGAGCUGCUGCAGUCCCUGCUCAAGGUGGUGGAAAACCUCAAUAGGCGGGGAAAAGAACUGAGCAACUGCACCAUAUGCUUCUCCGCCGGAGUCUCGGCGCCGAUGGGGCAGAAUUCCUCAGGACAGAGCAAGAGCGUGAACGUGUACGAUGACGUGUUCGGGCGAAUAUUCCUCAAUUCGCUGGAUCCGCAAGACGUGUGGUACAAGGUGCUCAACGCGGUCGACAUGGACCUGGUCUACGACAGGCAGCGAUACCUCAAGCGGAUGAAGCGCAAGGAGGCGGAGCUGGCCGACAAGUUUGGGUUCAAGCUGCUCUGCGCCGACCACUCGACCGUGGACGUCGAGGAGUAUGUACAGUUUUUGGACAGGAUGAACGCCGAGGCGGAGGAGUGCAUCGACAGUCAGGAGCGGAUGGCUGGCAGGUUCCAGGUGGCGGGACAACGACGACUGUUGUGGGAUGAAAAUGAGCGCCUGCACAGCAACAUCUCCCUCAUCGUGAAGGGCGACAAGAAGCUGGGCGGCAAGAUAUCGGUGGAUGCGUCGGUGGGGCUGCUCUCGAUUCCGACCACCGCCCAAGCGCAUCAGCUGGUCGACUGGAUCAAGCGCGAGGGCGAAAAGGUCGCCCACCAGAACUCCUUCACCACCGGGCUUCGCGAACGAGAAACGCAACUACGAAUAUUGACGAAGCGGCGGCUGCGCUUGCUGGACCUAGUCCAGGACGACAGCAUAUCACGAGAGGACAUGACAGAGUUCUGCUUCACCCUCCGCAAGCACGCCAACGACCUGGCGCCACUCAUGCAGCGGCACGCUCUCGAUCAUCGGGUCGGAUCGCUUUGGCAUCGACGACUACGGCGAUCUUCGUCUGCCCUGGAACUUCGCCGCAUGACACACGCAACACGUUUGCAUGCUUGCUGUACUUCUCCGCGGCAGCUAAAAACGGAUACAGCCCUUCUUCUUCUUCUUUGUAUCCUUCUUUGUCGCUUCUCUUCGGUACCCACCAACGUUGGUGUCUUUUCUAGCCGAGGCUGA
Molecule: messenger RNA, 1245 nt
Organism: Acanthamoeba castellanii str. Neff
Lineage: Eukaryota; Discosea; Longamoebia; Acanthamoebidae
Exons: 9
Coding region: 1-1245 (414 amino acids)
Source: RefSeq, a predicted model, not a curated record